This is a messenger RNA of Tuber aestivum (summer truffle), 1718 nucleotides long. NCBI's taxonomy places the organism in Eukaryota, Fungi, Ascomycota, Pezizomycetes, Pezizales, Tuberaceae. The record is from the annotation of a GenBank genome assembly.
GGCUCGGAAAACACGAUAUCAUGUGCCCCCAAAACUGUGAUACUGUUCAUUAGUGCCGGCAGGGUAAGGACGCCAUCUCUCAGUCCUUGCGCUUCUAUUGCUAGACCGCCAGUAUCGGACUUUCAUGCAGACAAGGUCUUGGCAGACACCUUUGUGGCCGCAUUGUCUGGUUCCAUAAAGCGCGUAGCAACCACGAGUUAUUCGCCUCCCCCGCUAUAGCACGGGUACUGUACCCCAUGCUAGAAAAUAUGCUUACUCCCACAUCGGUGGACCAAAUGGCGCGAAGCGCGGGAAGUAGUAGCAUCUGGAUGCUCCUGGCCUGCCUCGGACUCAUUGCAGCGGCCCAGUAUCCGCUCUUAUUACGUUCCUUCCAGAACAUUGUCUAUCCUAGAAGCUCCCCCAUACCGUCUCCUAAAGUGUCCGGCGACGACAUUGUGGACUUUGCAGCUGCGGAGAGCGUAAAGGGCAGCGGGAGGAAGGAUAUUCUGGAACAGGUGCGUGCGACGCCGGGAUGGGAGGGAUUUGAGAGUCAUCCAAGGAGGAGAUUGCUUGCAGCGAUGGUGGGAUUGUUGGAGUACAGCGAUAGAGCGCAGGCCGGGGUUCAGGAGAAGAGGAGCAGGUGGUGGAAGCUUAGUCGCAGACAAAGAGAGGUCCGGAUUUGGCUCUGCUAUGCAUUGCAACGAUAUAUCUAAUUAUAGAGGAAAGCUGACCAGUACCAGAUAAUGCCAUCUGGCUACCUCGAGAGAUUGGGCGAGACAUCCAGUCUCAUCAGGGAAAACGGCCGGGUAGCCCAGCAAAUCCUCGAUUAUGGCUUAGCGUUCUACAACAUACCCUUCCCGGACCUCCUGCGUUUCCAGUCUGCACACAAAUCCGACCCGCGGCCAAUAGGUGACCACACUUCGGUCGUGCAGUCCCUCAAACAUUUCGUCCGCGACUGGUCCACCACCGGAGCCCACGAGCGGGAGUCAACGUUUGCGCAAAUCCUCGAAACCCUGGAAACCCUAUCUCCCGGGGGAGGGGAUUCGAGGGCUAGGCAGAAAAUCCUUGUGCCAGGCGCCGGCCUUGGCAGGUUGGCGUACGAGAUAAGUGCGCUCGGUUUUACCACUAUCGCGAACGAGUACAGCUUUUACAUGACGAUGGCGCACAGAUGGGUGCUAUCACUCGCUGAUCAUGAUGGGGAAAGGAUCCAACACACCUACUACCCGUUUGUGAAUUGGUGGUCCCAUCAGCGGGAGAGCAGGAAUGUUCUCCGAGGCAUCACCUUCUCGGAGGUCCAAUUCUCCGGUGAGGCGCUCAAAAGGCACACUUUGCUGGAAGGGGACUUUACGAAGCUAUUCCUAGACGACAGCGAGAGGGGAUCCUACGACGUGGUCGUUACUCUGUUCUUCAUAGACACGGCUAGGAACAUCGUCGAGCACCCCGAGAACAUCUAUGCUGUGCUCAAGGCUGGUGGGACCUGGAUUAACCUGGGGCCGCUGCUCUAUGGAACUGGCCCGUGGGUCGAGCCAUCGCUGGAGGAGAUACUGCAAAUAGCGCAGAGAUUGGGGUUCAAACUGCUGCCCACGGAUGACCGCUUUGGUGCGGAUAGCUUCAAUAAUCAAGUACCUGAGUGGAGGGGGAAAGUGCGUGGAUGUCUGGCAGGGUACAGUUGGGAUAAGGAGAGCUUGAGUCGGAAUGCUUAUGAGGCACAGUUCUGGGUUGCGAGGAAGGUACGGUGA